AUGGCUUCGCCGGGCCUGCCUGCGCCGCCCAGCAGGUUGUGCGCCUUGCCGCGCUUGGCUAAGGCGGAGAAGAAGGAGCAACCAGAACCUGCUGACAGAGGGCCACGUGAGGCGGCCGCUGCGGCUCUCGCAGCCUCCGUCGCCUUCUUCAAGCGCCGGCCGGGUCGCCCGCCGCGCCCGCCUCCCUCGCCGCGGCCGCGAGGCCUCUUGCUGUUGCUGCAGGACUACACUCCGCCAGCCAUCCUCAGCAUCGCCACCUUUGUCUUGUCCAUCCUGCUGCCACAAAGAUUGGUGGCAUUGUUCUGGUCGCUCUUCGUGCUGCUGGCAGCGCAGCCGCGACGGAGGGAAGAGGUUCCUGCCGUGGAUGCGGCGCCAGAUCCAGGCAGCAAUGACGUGGCAGAAGUGUCUCUCCUGAACACAGCGGUGCAGGAGAUGUGGCCUGAGAUCACCAGCUUCAUCCGGACCGUGCUGAAAGAGACCGUGGAGGAGGCGAUCCAGACGCGGGUGCCCUGGUUUCUGAAGUCCCUGGGCUUCGGGCGCAUCUCUUUCGGGGACUCCGCCUUGAAGGUGGAGCAGUUAGAUGUGGAGCGGCUUAUGCAGGCAUCCAACAAGGCAGACACAGUAAGGAGCUUCAAGGUCUCCAGCCUGGUUGCCUGGGAUGCGGAUGUGGACGUGGCCCUUACCGCGCCCGGGGCCGCUCUCAGCGCGGAGCAUGUGCUGGUGAAGGGCCGCUUGGACGUUUGCUUGCAGCAGAUCUUGCCGAGGCCACCCUUCUUCACCGGCAUCUCCUUCUACUUUGCGGAUGUGCCGAAAGUUGUUCUGACCCUGGACGGCACGCUUGUUGGUGUUCGGGUCUCUUUGUCCUGGCUGGAACGAUUGCUCGCGGACAUCAUCCAGAAGCAGCUGGCGGAGCAGAUCGUGCUCCCCACGGUCGCGGCGGUGCUGCUUGACGUCACCAACGAGGAUGCUUGGUUCGACGCAGGUCACGUGUUCCCAGAAGGCGUCAUCACAGUGGUGGUGCACAGCGCCAGCAAAUUGGCGGCCAAGGAUAUGGCACUGCCCUUCGGCCUCUCCCAGCCAAGUUCCGACCCAUACUGCAAGCUUUCUCUGGGAGGCAGUUCUUGGCGUACGCCAACCCGGCCUCAGAACUUGAAUCCUCGCUGGACGGAGGCAGAGCCAGCCACCAGUUCCUGGUGCACUCCCGCAGCGAGCAGCAGCUGCUGCUUCAAGUCUAUGACGAGAAUCCGUACACGGAGGAGCUUCGUCUCCUUGCCGGUCUCUGACGUGAAGGAGGCAGAGCUGGAGCUUCAAGAGGGCCAGGGCACCGUCACCAUUUCAUCCCGCUGGGAAGAUCUCAGGUUGGAGGAGUCCAACGUGCGUGCUCAGAUGCGCGCGCUGGACGGAACAAACCUGAAGUCCACGCCUGCCUUUGUAGUUUUCGUGGGCAUUGACAGCUGUAUCUUCAAGGAUUCGGAUGAAGUCAGCGAGAAGAAGCAAUCCUACACCUGCAAAGUCUCAUGUGAGGAUCACGAGGACACCGUAAAGAGCCGUCGUUCCCGGAAGCGCGGACGCUACGGUGCCACCGCCUGGUGGCGCCGCGGCUUUGGGGAAGGAGAGGAGGAAACGCCGGAGGAGGUUGAGACGAUUGAGGAAGCGCACAACGUGGCAAACUUCCAGGCGACAUUCACCCAUUUGAUGAAAGGCGACCCCCGCAGUGCCUUGGUGCACGUCAAGGUGGAGAAGAAGAAGCGAGGGCCUCUUCCGGGCCAGGACGUCGUUGGGGAGUUGUACUUCCCGGUGUUUCGGCUCAUCCACGCAGCUGGCAACACCACAAAGGUGACUUUGCCGCUUGGGGAGGCGCGGCUGUCGCUGAUCGCCCAGCUGCGGGCGACUGGCUUCGAGCCGAAGGAUGCAGCAAAAGACGAUUCGCAUGCUCCGGCCUUCAAAGACCUCGCGAGCUUCAAAGGAUGCUUUCGAGGCCUCCACCCAUUGAUUCACGGCACGGAUGCCUUCCUCACCGAGGCACCUGCCAAUGCCGAGCUUCAUUCGCAAUCGCCAGCCCAGUCAGCCGCACUUUCACUGGGCAAGGAUGAGCCAAUUGUGCUGGCGGCGGCCGAGUUGGCAGCGGCUGAGGAGCUGGCAGAGGAAGAGCUGACGCAGAUGGCGUUGCCAGAGGCAGCACCAGAAAUGGUACCAGAAGCAGAACUUCCCGUGGAGAAGUUGCCCACCCUCCUGACGUCUAAGGCAAUGGUACGAGCACCUCAGGAUGACAAAGGCAAGGAGCCGGAGGAGAAAGAGGAGCUCUCGCUGCUCACGACGGCCUACAACUCAGCAGAUGUGUCCGCUGCCUCCACGCCUGUGAAGCCCUUUGGCUGCUGCACGGACCAUGCCGCCCUGGAUGUGUUGGAAUGGCCGGCUGAGCAGCUCUGGGAGGUGUCCAGCAAGGUGGGGCAUGCGGCCUGGCACGGCAGCCUGCAGGUGGCAAGCUUCCUGUCGCAGCAGCUGCACGUGGCGGCACAGCUGGCGAAGCCUCACGUGGAGUCCUUGGCCAACUCCGCGGCGCAGGCGCUGAGGCCCGACACCAAGCGGGAGCUCCUGCCCAUGCCCAAGUCCACCUGGGAGGCCAACCACAAGCGCGCCGGGCUCACGCCCCCCAACCUUGCCGCAGUGAUGCCGGACCUGGCGCAGUAUGACGUGUGUCAGAGGACUUCGUUGGCCAGUGCGCCGUGCCCUCCCCCGCGCAUGUGGAACAGUUGCCAGAUGCCUGUAGCCGACAGGCCCCGGCAAGCUCAGAGCUUUCCGGCGCUGGCGGGCUACGACCCCUCCAGGGAUGCGCGUUUGCGGUACUCCAUGGGCGUCCCGCCGAGCCAAUCCUUCGCAGGCGCUCCAGGUGUCAAUAUGGUGCCGCAUCUCACACCGGCCUCCAGCUUUCGCUCUGAUGUUCCGCGGCUCCCGUACGCUUCGAGCUUUCAAUCAGGAGCCAGCUUUGCGGCGCCGCCGCUGGCAUCCAGCUUUCGGGAAGUUCAUCAAUUUCAGCAGGGCCUUUCUUCAGGCUUUGAGCCCGUGGCACACAGCCAGGCAAAGAUUCUCGGAACCAAGCUGGGUGAGAGGCGGCCCUUGUCAGAGGCCAGAAUUCGGCCCUACGUCCAGCCGCAGCAGGACGUGACUAAUUCAUGA
This is a messenger RNA of Effrenium voratum, 3177 nucleotides long. The record is from the annotation of a GenBank genome assembly. Lineage: Eukaryota; Dinophyceae; Suessiales; Symbiodiniaceae.